CGUGCAGGUCUAUGCUUAGUUGGUCAACUCAGUCCAAGCUUCAGGAUGAGACUCCACCCCUUUACGAGCAUCGGACACCUCCAGCACAACAAAGCAUGUGUCGCUCCGCAACAUUGUUUGUCCUCUGAACGUGCGGAAUAUAGGAUUUUUGUCGGAUUUUGUGCUGUUUGCUUCCACAUUGAUGCUAAUCCUAGAGUAGUGGCUACCAUGACAACAGAGGCAAGUGCAGUGAGCGAGGCGGACACAGAGGGCAAGCAGAAGGCCAGUGGCGCCGAGCCCGAACACGAACCAGAGAACAAGCAGAAGCCAGAGGCGGCAGCAGCGGAGCCGGAGGGGGAGCAGUCGAGCAAGAAGGCCCAGGAGCAGUCCUCUGAGCCUGGGCCUGCCGACGUAGCUACCUCCCCUGAGGAGGAGCAGUUGAAGCCUCGUACCCGGACCUCUGCUGGCAAAGGCCUGUCUCGCCUCUUCUCCUCUUUCCUCAAACGCCGCUCACAGUGCUCCGAGGAGGGGUUUGACGCAGAGAAAGCCAGGGAAGAAACGGCAGACAAAGAAGAAAAAGCUGACAAGGCAGAAGAGGAGGAAGAGGUGAAAAGUGAAGAAAAGGAGGCUAAAGUAGAAGCGGAAAAAUCAGAGGUAAAAGAAGUGGAAGAGAAGGAAGAGAAGGAAGAAAAAGAACAAAAAGAGGUUAAAGAGGGAGAAAAGGUUGAGAAGAGGGGCAGUAAAAAGAAAAAAAAAGAAGCCAAGAAGAAAUUAGAGAAAAAGGAUGAAGGGAAAGUGAAAAACGACGAGGUGAAAAAUAAAGAGGAGCAAAAGGAGGAGGAGAAAGCACAGCAGACUGUAGAAAAAGAGGAAAAAUUGGAGACAAAAGAAAAUGAAAAGAAAGCGACUGCUGAAGUUAAAGACAAAGUGGUAGAAGCUGAGGAAGAAGACCGAGUUAAGAAGAGAGAAGAAGAGAAAGCAAAGAAGAAAGAGGAAGAAAAGGCAAAAGAGGCUGAAAAAUUAAAGAAGAAAGAAGAGGAAAAGACCAAGAAGAAAGAAGAGGAGAAACCAAAAGAGGAGUCAAAAAAGAAAGAGGACAAGGCGAAAGAAGAGGUAAAGAAGAUAGAGAAGGAGGAAAAGACAGAAGAGAAGCAAAACAAGGAAGAGGAAAAAGGGAAGAAAAAAGAGAAGGGGAAGAACAAAGGGAAGAAGGAGGAGAAAGGGCCGAGUGAGGAGCAGGUGAAAGCACCGAUUGCAGCUCCAGAGCCUGAGCUUAAAACUGAGCCAGACACUGAGCAGGCUCCUGAUCAGCACUCGAUAAGCAGCGCAGAGACACAGCUUGCUCAGCGAAAGUAA
Perca flavescens (yellow perch) is the source of this 1335-nucleotide messenger RNA. Its product is annotated as vicilin-like seed storage protein At2g18540. The coding region runs from base 46 to 1335 and encodes 429 amino acids. Lineage: Eukaryota; Metazoa; Chordata; Actinopteri; Perciformes; Percidae. The transcript has 4 exons. The record is from RefSeq and is a predicted model, not a curated record.